AUGCUCAGAUUACUCGGUCUUUUUGCCGUUUUUCUCGCCGCCAGCCUUCUGCUCUUCGCCGUCUGGAGUUACGGACCACUUCCCGAGGUUUGUCGAGCACUUCUCAACGGAAAAAAAAAUCAUGUUUUUGUGCAGGGAGCCCAACGGCCCCGUUUUCCACGCGAUUUGGACGGUUUGAGAGAGUUGAGCUCGAGUUUAGGACGAUAUGAGUGAGUUUUUCCGUACAAAUUCCGAAUAAUUAGAGAAAAAUUCUCAGAGAAUCACAUGCGGCCUACACACUUUUGCUCUUCUCCACCGCCUACGUCUACAAGCAGACUUUCGCCAUUCCCGGAUCGUUUUUCAUGGUGAGUGUUUCUUCGAAACAUUUUUGUAGAGAAUGAGCAGAAAAUGUUUCAAUGCAUGAACCAGCGAGCUGUUUUUUUCCACUGAAAAUCAGUUUUUCUAGACAAAUACGAACAUUUCGUUGGCCAAGAGCCGUAAGGCGAUUUCCCGAGUUGAACGCUUCGAUUUAAGCGUUAAACCGUCGAAAAAUAUGCAAAAUUGAGCCAGUGGAGCCAUUUUGACAGUCUUCGACUAAAGUGAAAAUUCUCUCUUUCCAGAACCUUCUCGCCGGCGCCCUAUUCGGCACGAUCCGUGGCGUCCUACUUGUCUGCUCGCUCAAUUCGAUCGGCGCCUCCUUCUGCUUCAUUCUCUCCUCACUUUUCGCCGCGCCCAUCGUCGAACGAUGGCUCAAAUCCCGAAUUGAGAACCUAAGAAUGACGGUGAGCAAGAUCCUAAUCCUGACAAUCCAAAAAGCUCUAUAAUUUCCAGGUGAAUUCGGAACGCGACCGACUGUGGGUGUUCCUUUUGUCGGCGCGAGUGUUUCCGUUCACGCCGCAUUGGUUGCUGAACAUUGCGAGUCCGUUUCUGAACGUUCCGCUCAAGUAUCAUGCGACGUCGGUGCUGAUCGGUGAGUUCCGGAAGAAACUUCGGCCACAAACCUCCGUCCGCUUCCAGGCCUCUUCCCAUACAAUUUUCUGUGCAUCCGCGCCGGCACAGUGCUCUCGGAAGUGAAUUCGAUGUCGGACGUCUUCGACAUCUGGACACUUUCCGAGCUUUUCGUCGUCUCGCUCUUCCUCCUCAUCGCCGCCCGACUCGCAAAACGACACAAAUUGGUCGAAGUGCCCAGCCACAAUCAUUUGAACGGCGUUAAAAUGUCGUAA
Messenger RNA from Caenorhabditis sp. 36 PRJEB53466, 1202 nucleotides. NCBI's taxonomy places the organism in Eukaryota, Metazoa, Nematoda, Chromadorea, Rhabditida, Rhabditidae. The record is from the annotation of a GenBank genome assembly.